UAUAACAAUAAUAACAAUUCAUUUUCUUUCUUUUUUUUUUUUUUUCUGGUCUAGCAUCAAAUCUAAUCUUGCAUCGGGUGAAUUGCGCCCCACCUCUAUCAAUCUUCAGUCUCUGCCAAAUUCUGGUGGAAGAUCGACGAUCUUCUCCUCCGAUCCAAAUAGUUUAGAAACUAAAAAGCGAAAGCUUUCCUUUUCCCCCAGCAGCAAUAAUAAGAAAUACAAACAAAAACAAGCCAAAGGCGAAUAACUUGGGUUUUAGAUUGAAUUCUCGUCAUACAUGGAUCCGCCAAGCUCUUGGGACUCUCUGCGGAAACAGGCAAGGAAGCUGGAAGCACAAUUGGAUGAGCAGAUGCAUUUGUAUCGUAAAUUAGUUGCUACAAAGAUUGAUAGCACUAGUGACAGUGAUCUUGAAUCUGGAAUAGAUCAAUUGCUCAAACAUCUUCAUCAAGUGAAUUUGCAAAUGCAAGCUUGGGUUUCAUCAGGAGGAUCAGAAAUAUUUUCUCAUACAUUAACUCGACAUCAAGAAAUUCUUCAAGAUCUUACUCAGGAGUUUAACCGGCUGCGCUCCAGUCACAGAGCUAAGAAAGAGCAUGCUUCAUUGCUAGAGGAUUUCAGGGAGUUUGAUCGGACAAGAUUAGACUUGGAAGAUGGUGGUGGUUCUUAUGAGCAAGCCCUACUAAAGGAGCGUGCAUCUGUUACUAGGAGUACAGGGCAGAUGGACACCGUCAUCUCUCAAGCUCAAGAAACCCUUAAAACUCUCAUGUUUCAACGGUCUACAUUUGGGGGCAUUAACUCAAAGCUUAGUAAUAUUGGCAGCCGCCUUCCAACAGUCAACCAUAUACUUUCAGCCAUUAAGAAGAAAAAGUCGAUGGAUACCAUCAUCCUCUCAUUAGUUGCCGCUGUCUGCACGUUUUUAAUCCUGAUUUAUUGGUUAACAAAAUAGCAAGCAAUCUGCUUUCUCAUUCGGGUGCCUUGUAGCAUGUUUUUCAGUAUAUUGUAUUGAUUGUACAUGCCGUCUGGUUUGUCAAUAAAUUUUUUGCAGGGUGUGUUAGUAUAAUUAUAUGCAAUGGCUAUUAACUUGAGACCC
This is a messenger RNA of Coffea eugenioides, 1087 nucleotides long. RefSeq names its product Golgi SNAP receptor complex member 1-1. The record is from RefSeq and is a predicted model, not a curated record. The transcript has 5 exons. Lineage: Eukaryota; Viridiplantae; Streptophyta; Magnoliopsida; Gentianales; Rubiaceae. Gene Ontology annotation, cellular component: Golgi membrane; SNARE complex; Golgi medial cisterna. Gene Ontology annotation, molecular function: SNAP receptor activity. The coding region runs from base 278 to 943 and encodes 221 amino acids. Gene Ontology annotation, biological process: endoplasmic reticulum to Golgi vesicle-mediated transport; vesicle fusion.